GCAGAGUACGGUUGGCAGACCUGGGAGGAGUGACAGUGUAAACAAUCACCUUAGUGACUCAGCGCUUCUACUCUUCCCUCCUCUCCCUGCUGCACGUUUCUCUGCCUCGCCGCCACACGCCGCAGUGGCCCCAAGCCUCCGCUACACUCGCCUCCUCCUGCAGGGAUGGAAAGGAGAUCCGUCAAGAUCCAGCAGUGAUCUGUCUUAACAAAUCAUCUAAACGUUUAUCAUAUCACCAUCCCAGCUACCCACAUCAACAGUGAUGAGCGCUCAGCUGGCAGGCUCUCACCCGCACUCUGCACAGCGGGAAGACUGGCCACCCCUCUCCCCCCCACCCUGUGAUAUCAGCGAUGAUGAACUGGUCAGCAUCAGUGUCAGGGACCUCAACCGCCAGCUCAAGCUGCGCGGGUUGUGUCGAGAGGAUAUCAUAAAGAUGAAGCAACGCCGGAGGACACUGAAGAACAGAGGAUAUGCAGCCAGUUGCCGUAUCAAGAGAAUUGAACAGAAGGAUGAGCUAGAGUCAGAACGCACAACAGAACAAGUAGACAUCGAAAAACUUGCCAAUGACAACAUCAGCAUGAGGACCGAGAUUGACAGACUGUACCAGAACUAUGAGGCCCUGAAGAAGUUUGCCAAUCUGAAGAACAUUCCUCUGCCACAAGACCUAGAGACCCUGUGACUGGAGGCGGCGCUGUAGCGAGGCUGGUGCGUCUGUGUUUGUGUCUUGCGUCGCAGGCAGCAUGGCCCACUCCUCUAGAAUCACUACAGCGUUUGUUACUUAAGCAUUCCAGGUCAGUUGCAUUCACUCGGUGGGCACUUUGAGUCAGCCAGACCUUCACUCAAGGAAAUGGUGCUUUUAGCUAACUAAAUAUUUUAUCAUAGUCUGUUUAAGUGUUUUUCUUGAGAGGAGAUGGCCAUUGUGUGGGUGAGGAGGUUCGAUUGGUGUUCGCUUGAGCUCCUCCCUGUCUCGCUGGGUGAAAGGCAAAGCAGGUGUGGCUUCAGGACCUGGCAAAGGGUUUCUGAAGCCAGUAAAGUCUUAUGAGGCUAUUCUAUUGUGCCUUCUUGGAAUGAAUGUGAUUGAAAUAUAAUAAAGUUUCCUCAGAUAGGAAAUAGGAGAGAUGUAUUACAUGUGUGACAUUAUUAUCAAUUAUAUCUUUAUUUACUGUAUAGAUCAAAGUAAUUACUUUGCUAUCCUCAAAGAUUUUAAAGAUUUUUUCUUCAGCAUGUGUUGUUGCUAAGUAUUGAGUUCCCCUUUUGCAAUGAAUGGAGCAUGGCCACUUGGAAGUCCUAUGACAAGUGUGCCAUGUUGAGGUCUGGAUUGAAUGCAGAGCUGACUCAUAACACAAAUAUAUUUUUUUGACUGAGAAGCUGUGUAUUACGUUGGGUUCACGCGCCAUGGUUUGGUCCUGAAAGGAAUCUCGUUGGAUGAAGAAGUGCCACAAUACUUUGGGGUUUUACUGUGUUGAUCAUGUGUUUGAAUUUUGAAUACUAUGUACUACUACAGUAAGGAAUAUAUGUAUUACUUUUAUUUAGCAUUACCUGUUAUGGUAAGAUGGAUGGAGUGUAGCACUAGAUAGUCAAGAUGGUAUAGUUCAAACAUUGUACAAUAAACCGUGAUGUUUUCA
Messenger RNA from Portunus trituberculatus (swimming crab), 1625 nucleotides. RefSeq names its product transcription factor MafK-like. Gene Ontology annotation, cellular component: nucleus. The coding region runs from base 263 to 679 and encodes 138 amino acids. Gene Ontology annotation, molecular function: DNA-binding transcription factor activity, RNA polymerase II-specific; RNA polymerase II cis-regulatory region sequence-specific DNA binding. Gene Ontology annotation, biological process: regulation of transcription by RNA polymerase II. Lineage: Eukaryota; Metazoa; Arthropoda; Malacostraca; Decapoda; Portunidae. The transcript has 5 exons. The record is from RefSeq and is a predicted model, not a curated record.